CAAAUAGUUCACAUCUUUCCUUCAGCUGGUGGAGGCGGGGCUAUGCAAAUCACAGCAUGACUGAGCGGAAAGUUGCCUCAAAACCGAUUCACAUCACUGUCAUUCACAACCCGACAAGGUGAGACUACAGAACACAUCGCUUAAUGAAGAAAAACUCUUCUAGAGAAUCGCACGUCGGAAUAGCCUAAAAUAAGACUGAGUUUUUACGCACGGAAAAGUUACUAUUCUUCAACUUUAAUCGUCGGACAUGCCACCUCAAAUGGAUUAUUAUUGUGAAGAAUCCCGCGUCCCCUCUUCAUGCGGAUUGAUAAACCAAGAGGCCGGGUUGGAGAGGGAGUCAGCGCCGGGGUUGGAGAGGGAGUCAGCGGCUAUCAGCUGUAUGCUGGUGGGGGACGGGGCGGUGGGAAAGACAAGCAUGAUAGUCAGUUACACCAGCAAUGGAUACCCCACGGAAUACAAACAGACCGGCUUUGAUGUCUUUUCAGGUCAGGUCCAAGUAGGAGGAGCCUCAGUCAGAAUACAACUACUGGACACAGCUGGACAGGAGGUGUUUGACGAUUUCCGCUCCCUCUCCUACUCCCACACGGACGUCUUCCUGCUCUGCUUCAGUGUGGUCAACCCCACCUCCUUCCACAAUGUCACCAACAAGUGGAUCCCAGAGAUCCGAGCCUGCAACCCCUCAGCUCCCAUCAUCCUCGUGGGCACCCAGUCCGACCUCCUGCUGGACGUCAACGUCCUGAUCAACCUGGCCCGCUGCGGGGUCAAACCGGUGCUGACCAAUCGGGCGCGGAGCGUGGCGGUGAAGAUCAGAGCGGCGGACUAUGUCGAGUGUUCUUCGUUGACGCAGAAGAACUUAAAAGAGGCGUUCGACGCGGCCAUCUUUGCUGCCAUCAAACACAAGACCAGGAAGGAGAAGAAGAGGCAGCUGUCGGACAGACGCAGCAAGGCCUUCUCUAAAUGCAGCUGGAAGAAAUUAUUCUGUUUUAUCUGAGAUGAGAUCCCAUGGGUCCUGGACAGAAUAAUGACUAUUAUUAUUUAUUAACUUAUGAAGACUUACUAAGAACUUGUAGCUUUGGAAUCGGCCCAGAAUUGGUAAAUGAACUGAGUUCUACUGGAGUCCUGGACUGAAGACAGUGGUAGAGUGGUAUAGCGUACUUCACUAGCCAUUGCAGGUUUCACUAGCCAUUGCAGGUAACCAAGUAAGAACAGGUACUGAAGCGUAAUGAAGACAAGAGAAAUUUAAAACCAAGGACAUUGAGUACAUCUUGUCAGUGGGACAAGGCUGUCAUGUAAAUGGUGUGAAUUCCUUUGCAUGGUCUGGAUUGGUGUCUUUUCUAACCUGAGAGCUUGCUGCGCUGCCUCUGUGUGAUAGUCAGAGAGUCAGUGGGUUGUGAGAGAGAAGGAUGUUUUUUUUAGGUCGUCAGGGGUUGGUUGUUAGCCUUUUCUCAUUUGCAUUUUUGCUGCCCAGCCACACAAAACAAGGCCUAUUCAUAUUCAACGGUGUACGUAGGCUGAAGUCACAGCACUAGGCUAGGUGCUACCUUCUUACCUGUGUGUGACCUGGGAAUGGCUUCCACAGGCCAUUGUGUUGGUUAGGGUGGCACGUAGCCUAGCGGUUAGGGCAUUGGGCCAGCCACCGAUGAGGUAAAAAAAAUCACACGGCACUUUUUAUUGAUUUUAUCUUUUAUUUCGCCUUUAUUUAACCAGUUAAGGCCAGUUGAGAACAAGUUACAACUGGGACAUGGCCAAAAUAAAGCAAAAGCAGUAUGACACAAACAACAACAACAACAACAACAGAGUUACACCUGGAAUAAACAAACGUACAGUCAAUAACACAAUAGAAAAAGUCUAUACGCAGUGUGUGCAAAUGGCGUAAGGCAAUAAAUAGGCAAUAAUUGCUCCAGGGUCGCGACCCCACUCUCCGAGGGUGUCUCAGGGAGAGUUGGGAUGUGCCAAAAACCCACAUAGGACUAAUAGGAAACAGGACAAAUAUAAACACCCACCAAAUGAAUGAGUUCAAUUAUUAAGCUUCGAUGCCGGGCAGGGUAGCCUAGUGGUUAGAGAGUUGGACUAAUAACCGCAAGGUUGUAAGUUCAAACCCCUGAGCUGACAAGGUUCAUGCCUCUGCAGAAUGUUCUGUUGGGGUUUCAGCCUCUGCAGAAUGUUCUGUUGGGUUUUCAGCCUAAAUGCAGAAUGUUCUGUUGGGGUUUCAGCCUAAAUGCCUCUGCAGAAUGUUCUGUUGGGUUUUCAGCCUAAAUGUCUCUGCAGAAUGUUCUGUUGGGUUUGCAGCCUAAAUGCCUCUGCAGAAUGUUCUGUUGGGUUUUCAGCCUAAAUGUCUCUGCAGAAUGUUCUGUUGGGUUUGCAGCCUAAAUGCCUCUGCAGAAUGUUCUGUUGCGUUUGCAGCCUAACAGUUCUCCACUAGGAGAAGUGAAUGUCUGUGCCUCACAUACUCCCUUAAAAUACCUUUUCUUGAAAAACUUUGUCCCUCUUGAGACGCCGUAGCCAGUAUACACUUCCUAUACCCUGGCCCAGGAGAAAUCCCCAGCCCACUGUUUUAGCCUUUGUUUGUUUACAUCGGUAGUGAGUAGAGACUAGAAAACCCCAGGCAAUAGAAACCCCAAGACCGCCCAGCUCCCUUAACCUCCAGUGAAUGAAACACCUAACUUGUCUCCAUCUGAUUGUACUCCUCACUCUCUAUCUCCAGCCGAUUCAACCCUACUGCUCUAUAGAAUACACUGUGUACAUUAUAGUAGGCUAAAAUAACUCCUGCUUGAAUGUUAACACUCACUUUAAAUAGCCUGGGUGCCCGUCUAGGUCUGUGGUUUAUUGGACAGGGAUGUUAUUGCCAGACCGAUGGUGAGUCAGUCCUAGCUUGUUUAUUGAGACGAGGGUUGGCAUCCAGGCUAUAUGCUGGUUAUGCUUCUCGUGGAAGAGCUCAUGUGAAUUUGAUAUAUAUUUCUGUUUGUUUUAAACAGUUCAUCAAAUGUUUGGUUUUUUUUGUCUGCAAUGUUACAGGUGACAAGGAAUUUUCACCAUAAUGCUUCUAAAAGCUGUGAACAGUUUACCUUUGGGGAAUCGCAUAUUUCUGUCACUAAUCUUCUAAACCAAACCCUCUGUCAAUACUUUGCUUUUUCAUACUGUGUUUGAAUGAAGCGAUGGAAAUAAAUAAUUUAAACAAA
This is a messenger RNA of Oncorhynchus mykiss (rainbow trout), 3179 nucleotides long. Its product is annotated as rho-related GTP-binding protein RhoV. Gene Ontology annotation, biological process: small GTPase-mediated signal transduction. Gene Ontology annotation, molecular function: GTP binding; GTPase activity. The record is from RefSeq and is a predicted model, not a curated record. Lineage: Eukaryota; Metazoa; Chordata; Actinopteri; Salmoniformes; Salmonidae.